GGUCGUCUCGUCUCCUCACGGAUUCUUUCACGGGUUCCAUCAAAGAUUUCAACAACAAUAAACACAGACGAAGAAGAACACGCACAUUCACACACGCACACAAAGAUAGAGAGAUAGAUAGAUAGAUAGAGAGAGAGAGAGAGAGAGAGAGAUGGGGUUUAGAGUUGGCUUAUGGUUGCUUAUGGCAAUGGUGACAGUUUCUCUGGUUCUUUGCUCAGCUGCCCGAAACGCCAACCCCUUCUCAGCAAAUGAAGAGGAGCGGACCACGGAGGGAAGAUCACUCCUGAGAGUGACAGUCCACGAUUAUGAGGACGUCUCAGCCAACCGCGGCCAUGACCCCCCUUCCACUAGGAGAAGAUCACUUCUGGGGCUGAGAGUCGACGAUUACAAGGACCCCUCGGCGAACCGCAGUCACGACCCCCCAUCCACGAAGAAGUCCACCCCAAGCGCCAGGAGUGGUUGUAGAGGCUGACUGAAGGCCGGUUGCCUGCAUAUUGAAUUUGAACUCGGAAUAAAAGAUGGUGCUAUAUACAAGCAGCUUCUCCUUUCCUUUUCCGGACGUAUGAUUGAAGUGAUACCAUCCCAAAAUGCCUUCGUUUA
Molecule: messenger RNA, 600 nt
Organism: Punica granatum (pomegranate)
Lineage: Eukaryota; Viridiplantae; Streptophyta; Magnoliopsida; Myrtales; Lythraceae
Source: RefSeq, a predicted model, not a curated record